Molecule: messenger RNA, 384 nt
Organism: Lottia gigantea (owl limpet)
Lineage: Eukaryota; Metazoa; Mollusca; Gastropoda; Lottiidae
Exons: 2
Source: RefSeq, a predicted model, not a curated record
ACUCAUCUUCACAAUGCCAAGCUAUUACAAACUUCAUCUUAUACCUUGACCCAUCUUCACAAUGUCAAACUAUUACAAACUUCAUCUUAUACCUUGACUCAUCUUCACAAUGUCAAGCUAUUACAAACUUCAUCUUAUACCUUGACUCAUCUUCACAAUCUAUUACAAACUUCAUCGUAUACCUUGACUCAUCUUCAAAAUGUCAAGCUAUUACAAACUGUGUCUUAUACCUUGACUCAUCUUCACAAUGUGAAGCUAUUACAAACUUCAUCUUAUACCUUGACUCACCUUCACAAUGUCAAGCUGUUACAAACUUCAUCUUAUACCUUGACUCAUCUUCAAAAUGUCCAGCUAUUACGAACUUGGUACUUCUAUCUUGACUGA